CGCGCUUAGCGAUUUGCCUUGGCCGGCCGUCAUCAUCGAUACCACCUCAUGUCAUUCAGACAGCGGCUACUGCGCGACGAGGACGACGAAGAUGGUCGUCCAGACGAGCUCAUAGGAGAAUACGGCGCCAUCCCCGACCCUUCAGAAUCACCAUCUCGGGAGCCCAUCACCAUCGUCACACCCGCAGACAACCGAGCCAAGCGGCGGAAGAUCUACGUUCCCGGCCAAGUAGAAAGUGCAGCAGAGACACGCACGAGCAGCAAUGCCAGCCAACGCGCUCUUCACGCCGGUUCGACAGACGAUCAAAAGGCGUUGGCCGAAUUAUUAGGCGAAGGGCCCGAAAGAGCAGACGAGCCUCUCACGAUAGCUCUCAUACGUACCCGAGAUCCCGACGCAACAGAGGUGGAAGCUUUCAGGGCGGAUAUCGAGACACGCGCAGACGAUAUGACUGCCGAGGAUUAUUCGAGAGUGCCCAUUGCUGAUUUUGGCGCUGCUCUGCUGAGAGGCAUGGGCUGGAAAGAGGGCCAAGCGGUCUCGAAGAACAAUCGCAAGGGACCUGCAAAGGCUUUCGUGCCUGUACAGCGACCACAGUUGCUCGGUUUGGGCGCAAAACCGCGACCGCCGGUUGAGGAGACAAAGACCAAAGCGCGUCCGAGAGAUCGUCGACCGUCUCCGCCUCGAUUUUCAAAGCAAUCAGAAGCGCGAGACAGACACGAACGGUCGCAAGCUCACGACAAACGGCCAAGAGAUCCGCGGGAGGACAGAUACCGCGACGAGCGAAGGGAUAGCCACCGCCCAAAUUCACAUUGGGAUGAGCGCAAUUCGCGCAGGGAUAGAGACGAUAGCGAUAGGUACCGCGAACGGGAUAGACAUCCGAGGCGAUGAGGGGAAGGCAACAGAGCAUGCAUGUUGUACAAUCAAUAAGAAAGGAAAAAAGCAGCAAGGAAAGCUGCGUGCAGAUCUACAAGCGAGGGCCUUCGAUGAAGCGGUUGCGCUUUGCAUGUCCAUCGUGUGUCCAUAGCUCGCCUUCAAAGGCGGCCAUGAGACCCUCCUGGAUCGUAGCGAUGUACACAAACUCGAUAUCGUCCUUGACGCGCUGAGGCACAUCCGCCUCGACGUCCUUACGAUUGCGAGUGGGUAACAAGAUCUUCGUGAUACCCGCUCGAUGAGCGCCUAGCACCUUCU
Messenger RNA from Mixia osmundae IAM 14324, 1185 nucleotides. RefSeq lists its product as uncharacterized. Gene Ontology annotation, molecular function: nucleic acid binding. Gene Ontology annotation, biological process: mRNA splicing, via spliceosome. The record is from RefSeq and is a predicted model, not a curated record. NCBI's taxonomy places the organism in Eukaryota, Fungi, Basidiomycota, Mixiomycetes, Mixiales, Mixiaceae. The transcript has 2 exons. The coding region runs from base 49 to 885 and encodes 278 amino acids. Gene Ontology annotation, cellular component: spliceosomal complex.